UGGAGAAGGGAAAGGUUACCUACUCCAGUGUUGUGGCCUGGAGAAUUCUGUGGACUAUAAGAGUUAGACACCACUGAGUGACUUUCAGUUUCACGUUACCAGUCACCCUCCAUUUCCCUUCAGAACCCUCAGUCCUCGGCAGUCGACCACCUAUUUACUUUCUAUCUCUAAUUUGCCUCUUCUGGACAUUUCUUGUAAAGAGAACCACACAGCAGGCGGUCCUCUGUGACUGACUUCUUUCUCUUAGCAUAAUGUUUUCAAGGUUUGUCAUGUACUUCAUCACGUAUUUCAUUCCUUUUAUCCUCAAAUAAUAUUCCAUUUUAGGAAUAUGCCAUACUUUGUUUAUCCACCAUCAGAUGACAGGUGUUUGGGCUGAUUCUCAUUUUUGGCUAUUACGAGUAAUGCUGCUAAUGGCUACAAAUUUCUGUGGGGAAAUAUAUUUUCAUUUCUCCUGGGAAUACACCUGGAUGCGGAAUUUCUGGGUCACAUGGUAACUUUACAUCUAAGCUUUUGAGGAACUGUCAGACGUGGUUCAAAGCAGCUUGACCAUUUUACAGAGGCAUUUCAUAAAAGCUCCCCAUGGUGGGUCUAGCUGCGAUUAUAAUCUGCUGCCCUGUGGGUUGUAAUUCUCACCCUGCCUCAUUUGGUGGUGGUGGUUGUAGUUUUUGUAAUCUUUGACCGCACCCUGCGGCCAUGCGGGAGCUUAGAUCCCCAACCAGGGAUCAAACCCACUCCUCCUUCAUCUUAAGCACUGGAUUCCUGGGGAAGUCCACUUGGCCUCAUUUGAAAGUAAAACAACUGAAGAACAGAGAUCAGCUUUUACACAAAGGAGAGAAUUUUUUAGAGCAGAGCAUCCACCCCUUGCAAGGUGUUCUUUCCAACCUUCUCCAUUCCUCAGCUCUCACUAGUAGUCCAAGGUUAACUGAGCUCUGGCUCCAGGACUGGUCAGUCUAAUGCUGGAGGAAGUGUCCACCUAGGAUCUGGCUUGGCUGCAAAGAGUUAAGUUGAUCUGGAAACCUGAUCUGCAGUUGAAGUGGAACAGAGCCCCAGAUGUGUAAUCCCCGCUUCUAAGGAUGCGACAUCUCUUCUUGUAAGCGUCAUCGCUUUCUUGGUGCUAUCUGGUAAAAACUGAGUCAUGAGGUGCCGACAAAAAAUCCCUUGCAUUCAAUGUGAAAUUUGAGGCAUCUGCUCAUUCCUGAGAUAUUCACAGCUGUCAGCCCUGCUGUCUUGAUGGUAAACAACUUGCUGGGAAUGAACUCCUGCCACUGUGACUUUUCCCUGGCUUGUCUGAGAGAGGCAUGGAUCCAGAUGGUGUGCCCUGGAGAGUGCGAGGCCAUGGCACGGGGUACGAGAGUGACAACCACGCCACGCCCAUCCUCUGUGGCGCCCAGUACCGGAUACACACCCACGGCGUCUUCAGGGGCAUUCAGGAUGUGCGGCGUGUGCCUGGAGUGGCCCCGACUCUUGUCCGGUCGGCAUCUGAGACCAGUGAGAAGCGCCCCUUCAUGUGUGCUUACCCAGGCUGCAAUAAGAGAUAUUUUAAGCUGUCCCACUUGCAGAUGCACAGCCGGAAGCACACUGGUGAGAAACCAUACCAGUGUGACUUCAAGGACUGUGAACGAAGGUUUUCUCGUUCAGACCAGCUCAAAAGACACCAAAGGAGACACACAGGUGUGAAACCAUUCCAGUGUAAAACUUGUCAGCGAAAGUUCUCCCGUUCCGACCACCUGAAGACCCACACCAGGACUCAUACAGGUAAAACAAGUGAGAAGCCCUUCAGCUGUCGGUGGCCCAGUUGUCAGAAAAAGUUUGCCCGGUCAGACGAAUUGGUCCGCCAUCACAACAUGCACCAGAGAAACAUGAGCAAGCUGCAGCUGGCGCUCUGAGGGGUCCCCACCGGCCGCCGUUCCGCGUCCCAGGCAGGACCGAGCGCGCGCUCCUCUCAAAGCUGACUUUCAGAUUCCUCCUCACUCGCCUGUCGGAGAAGGAAACGGCGGUUGAUCUUUCUUCAUCCAGCGUCUGAGACAAGAUGCCUGUACUACUGGAUUCUACCAGGUUUGCCCAAAGGAGUUGGUCUCUGCUUAGCCAACUUUGAGUUGACUCCUAAGGCCCUGGAGAAGUGGCUCUCAGUGUCCGGUUAGUUAAAAGCCCGUCACCAUUUGGUCUGGAUUUUCCACCAUAAGCAGAGCCACUGUUGGUGAUGUUCCCCCGCCCCUUCUCACUUUACGCUCAUUUUCACGAGGAAUGGAGUCAUUGUACCAUUUUCCAUCAUAGAAUAUUUAUGGGCCUGGGCAUGUGGAUGUGUCUGCUAAUGUAAACUUUGUCAUGGUUUCCAUUUACUAACAGCAACAGCGAGAAAUAAAUCAGAGAGCAAGGCACUGGGGGUGAGUCCUGUCCGACAUUCCGGAGGUUAGGCAGGCUGCUAACCUGGACCAGGCAACUUUUAAAACUCAAGCAUUUCAAGCAGCUGAAAAAAAAAAAAAAAAGAAUCAGAACUAACCAGUACCUCUGCAGAGAUAUCUAAAAGAAUCUUAGCAUUCAGUUGAUUCAUUGUUAACGUUAGCACAAUGCUCUUAAGAAAUCGUGCUUGAGGAUCUGAGAUUUUGUUUUUGUGUUUCUGUUUGACUUUUGAGUUGUAAUCAUAUACAUCUUCAAAGAUGUACAUAUCUCCUCACACAAAGGAAGUGGAAUUCAUUUUUAUCAUUUGGGGUGUCCUUAGAGUAUACAGACCAUGCUGGUUAUGUGGCUUCAAGUUGUAAAAAUUAAAAUGACUCUAAAAGAACAUAAGGGCUGGUCCAGAAUUUCCACUGAUAAGACUGUUCUUAAGUAACUUAAAUAACUUUGGGUCUCCAAGUAUAUGUGAAAAAAAAAAUGAGACUUAAUGGUGUGAGGAAAUCCAUUGUUUAAAGGUGGUUGGGUGUAUGUGUGUGUGUUUUGUUUUUAUUUUUUAAGGGAGGGAGUUUAUUAUUUACUGUUGCUUGAAAUUAUUGUGUAAAUAUAUAUAUCUGAUAAUGAUUUGCUCUUUGACAGCUAAAGUUAGGAUAUGUAUAAAUGUUAGAUGUAUCACUGUUUUGGUGUUGAUCUUCCAACAUAUUGAUGAUAACACUAAAAAUGUAACCUGCAUUUUUCACUUUGCUCUCAAUUAAAGUCUAUUCAAAAGGAAA
Bubalus bubalis (water buffalo) is the source of this 3164-nucleotide messenger RNA. RefSeq names its product WT1 transcription factor (gene WT1). Lineage: Eukaryota; Metazoa; Chordata; Mammalia; Artiodactyla; Bovidae. Gene Ontology annotation, cellular component: nucleus. The transcript has 6 exons. The record is from RefSeq and is a predicted model, not a curated record. Bases 1299 to 1886 code for a protein of 195 amino acids. Gene Ontology annotation, molecular function: DNA-binding transcription factor activity, RNA polymerase II-specific; RNA polymerase II cis-regulatory region sequence-specific DNA binding. Gene Ontology annotation, biological process: regulation of transcription by RNA polymerase II.